Pogona vitticeps (central bearded dragon) is the source of this 3090-nucleotide messenger RNA. The record is from RefSeq and is a predicted model, not a curated record. NCBI's taxonomy places the organism in Eukaryota, Metazoa, Chordata, Lepidosauria, Squamata, Agamidae.
AAGAGAGUGUUUCAUUGCAGGACGUGACCACCCUCUGUCAGCUGUAAGGGAAGGCCCAAGCAAGCGCCCCUUUUAUCUGAACGUGGGGUCAGGAACUCUCGCUUGCGCCUCUUGCCAGGAAAAGCCGGCUCGCCGCCGGCGAAAACGACGACGCUCGGCUUGGAGAGCCGUGCCGGCCGGGGGUCCUCGCAGCGGCCACGAGCAAGAGGCCGCCCGAGCCCCUCAGGGAAACCGCAGGGCUUUCCCGCCUCCUGGGCAGGCUCGGUCGAAGGGCGGGCUGUGUCGUCAUUGCAGCGCGCCGGAAGUAGUUUCUCCUUGGAGACGGGAGCGCUACAGGCGCGUUCGCCGAAGUCGCUGUUCGCCUUCGGAGGAAAGGCUGGCAACUGAUUCGCUAACCCGGGCAAAGCGUGGCGGAGGCCAUUGCCUGUUGUGCUUUCGGGCGCUACAGUUGCGGACCCGAGCUCACCUGAUCUCGGAAGCCAAAGGACCACCACCGGGGAAUAUCAACGCUCUCAAGAUAGCAAUGGAUCUUGAGCCAGAUCCUUCUCCUGAACACCAGGACUCUGACAAUGACUCUGACACAGAGAGCAAAGGAGAUCCAGAUACCCAGGCCCAAGAAUAUAUUGACCGUGUUCUUGGGCUUUCAAGCAGUCAGACAUCCUGCUGCGUGCCUCCUGAAUCCCUCUCAAUCGGAGGUACUGCCUGGGCAUCAGAACCCAAGUCUCCUCCUCUGGAGUUCAAAAAGUCUCCUGUUACGGAUGAGACAGCUUCAGGGUUGUUGUCUCUUCCUUUGGAAUUGAUCUUGAAGAUCUGUUCCUACUUGCAGGCCAGAUUUGUCCUGGGUGUUCUUCCUUUGGUCUGUAAGACACUGAGGGAUAUUGUGCAGGAUGAAGUCACUUGGAGAAUUCGCCUCUUGAAGAGGAUUGGCAGUUGCUACCCGGUUGUGGAAGAGGAGAACUUUAACUGGCCAGCUGCCUGCAUUGAGUUAGAGGAGCACCUCCAACAAUGGGCAGAGAAUGGUUGGAACACAGAUCACUUUUCCCUCACCGAGGGACACUUUGCCUCAGUUGACUCUGUGCUGCUCCUUCAGGGUGGAGAGCUCUGCGUUUCGGGUUCUCGCGACCGCAAUGUCAUCUUGUGGGACCUGAGACAGCUGGGCAGAGCACCAGAGAAAGUGCUGGUGAAGGCACUAGGGACAGAAUGCAAUGGCACGCACAAGGGAUGGGUAUGGUCUCUCGCUGCAAGAGAUGACCGGGUGUGUUCUGGUUCCUGGGACAGCACAGUAAAGCUGUGGGAUAUUGCAGCUGAAGGGCAGCAGUUCGGUGAAAUAAGGGGGAAAGCAGCUGUGCUGUGCCUUGCUUACCUGCCAGACAUUCUGGUCACAGGAACCUAUGACAAGAAGGUGACCGUAUAUGACCCACGAGCUGCUCAUGCCCUAGUGAAAAGCCGCAAGCUUCAUUCCAGUGCAGUCCUAUCCCUUGCAGCAGAUGAGCACUUUAUAAUCUCUGGGAGUGAGGAUCGAACGCUAGUAUGCUUUGAUAGGCGGACUAACAGUGUCCUCCAGAGGCUACAGCUGGACUCCUACCUCCUUGCCAUGUCAUACAAGGGUGCUCAGCUGUGGGCUGGAGACAACCAUGGGCUGCUGUAUGUCUUUGAGAACAAAGAAGGGUGCUUUCAGCACAUCCGGUAUUUCGAUGUGGGCCAUCGUUCUCAGAUCACUGGAGUCCACCACUCACUGGGCGCCCUAUACACUACAUCCACUGACAAGAUGCUGCGUAUUCAUGUUCCCACGGAUCCGCCAAAAGUAAUCUGUUCACACACACACAGCUGUGUAUUAAAUGGGGUCAGCGUUGAAGGAAACGUAGCAGUGGCCGCCUCAGGGGGCCUUUCUUUGGAAGUCUGGAGGUUUCGGGUCUGAUGGCAAGCCACAGCGUGAUCCAGAGUCUCAAAAUCGGGUGUCUAGGACAACCUCGCCUCAGGGCCCAAAGUCCCACUACCUGUUGAAUUGUUGGUCUUUUGUUUUGUAUACUGUUUGGAACUGUGAAGUCAAAGGUUGAAGGUUCAGACUGAGCAUGUCCAAGCUAGCUAUAACUGACAGGGUUACUCAGAGACUGGGGUAUUGAUAGCUGUUCAUCUUCACACACACCCCUUUGCCAGCUGCCCAUUCUCCUUAAGAGAGCGCACUCUACAUCCUCAGGUCCCAUGGUCAUGCUUGCCACACACAGCACAGAGGAAACAGCCCUAUUUGGUGGCACAGCAGUUGAGAAAUAGCUGGUCCAGGAGAGGAAUGGGUAUAAUAGUACACAUAUAACUCUAAGGCUGAGGGGUGUCAGCUUGAGGAAGAUGAGUUUUUGGUACAGGGGAGGUUGGAGGUUAAAAAGGAUCUCUUUGUGACCCUGUUCUGGUAGAUGCUUACAAUAUCAUUAAAGGUGUUUUGCCAUAACAGCAAAGGGGCAGAGAUGGCUUUUUUAAAUUGCUUCUCAUGGCAAGUAGGAAUACAACUUUCUAAGCAUAUCCCCUUGUGGAGCUUGGCUGAGAAGUAAAUGCAACUGAGCUGCAGCAAAGGGUGGACUCGUGCCCUGAAAAUUGCAUGGGAUCCUGAAACAUUCCAUGUGAAUGCAACCAGCAAUUUAAUGGGCACAGAAAACUUGGAGCUGAACUCAAAUCAACCCAGGAGAGUUACACUUUUAAGUUUAAUGGCAGAUAUAGAGCAUGUUCCUCAGAAAGACCCAGUGUUAAAGGAGAAGCAUGCAAGAUUGUAUUUUUCCAAAAGAUAAGUAGGAGGCAAGUGAAGAAUUUCAUAAAAUGUUGAGAUUUCAUAGUGAUAGUGCUUUGGAAAUAUAUAAUUUAAUAGUGGUAACAUGUUACAGAAAACAGGUCUUGUGUUUAUUUCUUGGCGUUACUAUCUUAAAUGGCUAACAGUUGUUGGAGGAAGAACAUAAUAAAAUAUCUGUACAGACAGGCAGAAAAAUGGGAGAUUAAUUUUGUUGAUACAGGGUCACUAUUCUGGCAUAUGUACCUAAUAACUUUAUUUUUUUAUGCUGUGUUCUUCAGCCACAGGAAAGAAAAUGGACAUUAGAUGUUGGAAAA